UACUUUAUAAGGAUUGAUUAAUUUGAUCUUGACCUGGAUUAUACAGUAUACAUAUAUCCUACUAUGAAAAUGUUUAAUGUGUCAAUAUAUAAAUCUUGUAAAACUUUUCUUGAAAACAUUUAUUAUUUAUUGGUAUAAGACAAUUUGAAGAAUCUCAAAAGAUAUAAUGAUGAUGUAAAUACAAAAGUUGUUUGUCUAAAAAUUCUUGUGGGUAAUAUAAUAGACUUUUUCUAGCAUUUAAAAAUAAUUUUCAAAUGACCAAAGAUAAUGUAAUUGUUUCUAAAUUCACAAUCAUCAUAUAAGACAAUAAUGGUACUUAUAUAUUAUGGCACUGCGCCUGCGAAAUGGAAACCAAUAUUGCGCACUGGUCAGUCUGAUCAGGAAAUUUUCGCGGAUAUAACUCUUUGUAAAAAAAUAAAUAGUGUUUAAUUUUGAAAAAUUUGCCUAGAAUCACCCCAAUAUUAAAGUACAAUUUACAACAAAGGGUUCAGUCGAAGAACUUUAUUUUAUACAUGUAAACAUUAUUAUUUUCCUCAAGCAACUACAUUGGAUUAUUCUUUACCUUAUAUUUUUGCAAAGAAGUCACAUUCCCAUAAUAUGUUUUUAAGAAAUUUCUUUUUAAUUUUUCUUAAUUUCAAACGAAAAGAGUUUGAAAACUUUCUUAUAUUAUACACCUAGCAAUUUUCUUUUCAAUUGAAUUUUCAUAAAUAAUGAAUAAAUUAAAAAUAAUAAUUUGUUCCCUUUAUUAAAACUUGAUCAAUAUGAAUAAGAUGAAAAGUAAACUUUCGAUAUUUUUUGGUGAUUAUGCAAGACUGAAUUACAGUUGAAUAUUAAUAUGUGUGUCCAAUAACUUUCACUUUUAAAUCGCAAUGAUGUGUUGAAAAUCUUUUCAAAUAGAUGUACAGAAACUAUGCGAACGAGUUAUUGUCAAUAAGUGUGUUUAAUAUUGUAUACAAUAAUACUACAAAGAAUCACGAUGAAUGGCAAUCCAAGUUUUGAUGGCUACGAUAUUGAAAGAAUCACAAGCAGCUCCAGUUUGUCGGCUGUAAAUCAACAGAGUCAAGGGGUUGCAGCCCUGCUAGUCAUGCUGGCUGUCCUCCUCUUUAUUUUCGCCUACUGCUGUUGGGGUGCUCCAUUUUGCAGAAGUCUCUGCAAGAAAUACUGUUGCUGUCAAUUGGAGGACCCCGAAUCGGUGGAUGUCAGUCAAUUUAAUAUUGAAGACCGAUCACGAAUGGUUGCUACACCUACUAUCAUUCUUUUGCCGCACGGAAGAAUGCUCGUCGUUGACAGUACUGUUUUCAAUCAAUUUCAAACUGAUAAUACUGGGCUGGAUUUAGUUGAAUUGAGUGGACGUGCUAUUCAGAUGAACGCUGAUAAUCCAAGAAUCAUAAAUCGUCACCAACUGCAAAGUAGUCACGGAAGCAUUUUAACAACAGAUGGUGAAUCACCGAGUAAAGACAGUUUAACGGACAACAGAUUUCCACCUCCAACAUAUGAAAGUAUUUAUGGUGGAAAAGAAGAAGGAUCAGUUCCUCCUUCCUACUCUGACAUUCUACUACACAGAUUCGCCACUUUGCCUUAUGAUAUUGAUGUCAUAGACGCAACCUACGGUGGAAGUAAAGAAGAACUUGAAAUGAGAUCAUUAGGAAGUGAAAGUGGUCAUCGCAUCAUACCAAAUCCAAUAAAUAGUUUUUAUUCAAUGGCCAACAAUUUUUCUAGUCAAAGUAUAGCUUGCGCCAGGAAUUCUUCUCUAAAUCUGGAUGGAUAUUUUUUAAACAGUGCUUGCCACUUUGAACAAGACAUUCAUCCACAAGUGGACAAUAUAAAUUCCAUUUCUUCACUUUACAUCAAUUCGAACGACGAAUUCCCACAAUCAAGAAACGAAACAUCCUUGUGUGAAGAAAAUAAUAUUAAUCAAAAUGGAAUAGAAAAUUCGAGAAACAUUGCCAGGGAAGAGCCUCAGUCGAAUUUUAAUUUAGAACUUGAUGAAACUUUUCGAAAUAAUGAACGAAAUCGAGAUGCUCACACUAGUAAUAAUAGAAUAUUGUCAAUAGAAAAUUUUCCAGAGACUUCAUUUAAUGUUAAUUCAGCAGAUUCUGACGAUCCAAGAGAUUUUCAAGUUUUGCCUGAUAUUCGUGAAAGUCGAGUUUAA
Leptopilina heterotoma is the source of this 2152-nucleotide messenger RNA. RefSeq lists its product as uncharacterized. Lineage: Eukaryota; Metazoa; Arthropoda; Insecta; Hymenoptera; Figitidae. The record is from RefSeq and is a predicted model, not a curated record. Bases 977 to 2152 code for a protein of 391 amino acids. The transcript has 3 exons.